Messenger RNA from Camelina sativa (false flax), 1872 nucleotides. RefSeq lists its product as uncharacterized. Lineage: Eukaryota; Viridiplantae; Streptophyta; Magnoliopsida; Brassicales; Brassicaceae. The record is from RefSeq and is a predicted model, not a curated record. Gene Ontology annotation, biological process: transport. Gene Ontology annotation, cellular component: Golgi apparatus; membrane.
GUUUCUUUCUUCUGUGACAGUGUUGAGUCAGUGAAGUGAGUGAGAGAGAGAGAGAAGAAAGAGAAGCGAGUGAGCAAAAACCUCUGUAACAAUGGGGAGUCUGAGGGUUACUCUUGUGUUUUUGUUGAUGGGAAGCUUGAUCUACGCAGCUGACGGUUCGAUUCACGAGUACAACAACCAGAGCUUCACCAAAAUCUCCAACGCUCGCUACUACGUGGCUGGUUCCGAAGGGAUCUACGGUUCUGAGUUUCUGGAUACACCUCAGCUCAAGGGAAACUCCUUCAUCAGGUUUGAUAAUAUCACUUUUGUAAGAAGCAAGGAAUCUGCUAGCAAGCAGAAUUCUACUCAGGCUACUGCGGGAUUGGUUGAAGCGAUAGUGUUUGAAGCCAAGCAGCAAGAUAGAGUUGGUGGUUCUUUUUUCAAAACUGAGGACAUGUGCUGUACGCCAAAACUUGCAGAUGCUGGUUCCUGCAAUCUUGGGGAAGUUAUGAUUAGUGCAGAUCCUAAUGAUCCUGAGUGGCCUAAGCGGAUUCCCACUUCUUUCAAAAGAGGUGAGGAAGAAGUAAAGAUGUCUCCGGAAGCUGUGAUCAUUAAGAAGACUGGAUGGUACACUGUUUACUUCAUGACAUGUGAUCCGGAACUGGAUGGCACCACUGUCAGAGGAAGAACAGUUUGGAAGAACAGAGGUGGCUAUUUACAGGGAGAGAAGGCCCCUUUGAUGAAGUUCUACGUCUUCAUGCAAUUGGCUUAUGCGAUCCUUGGCCUAGUUUGGUUUCCACAAGUUGCUCGGUAUUGGAAGGAUGGAAUCCAGUUGCACAGUCAUAUUAGCUUGGUAAUUGCAUUUUCCGUGGGUGAACUGGCCUGCCUGUACUAUGACUUUGCCUAUCUCGACUCAGCUGGUACGAGUUUUAUGGAGUUUACUGUAUGGGCAAUAACCCUUUCUUCAGUGAGGAAGGCACUGUCUCGACUUCUACUGUUGGUCAUAUCUUCAGGGUAUGGGAUAGUGAACACUACCCGUGGUGGCAUAACAUUGAGGAUGCUUCUUGUUGGCGUCUUAUGCUUUGUUAUAAGCGAAUCUCUUGGCUUGGCUAUAGAAUAUGGGAACAUCUCCGAAAAUGGGAUGACUUUCCUAAUGCUCUCUUCGGCUAUACUGGAAAUUUGCUUUCUCCAUUGGAUUUUCAGGUCCUUGUUGAAGACUCUUACGAAACUUAAGCUAAGCAAGAACAUAGCUAAACUGCAACUCUACAAGAAUUUUGCAAAUGUGCUUGUGAUCAUGGUGGUGCUAAACUUCUUCUGGAUCUAUGUGGAGGUGUAUAUCUAUGAAUCAUUAAGGGACUUAUGGCAAUGGAAGUGGAUUAUUCCAGUGUUCUGGUAUCUACUUUCUUACCAACUGUUGGUCAUGAUUUGCUUUGUUUGGCCUCCAACAGACAAGCCAACAAGUCUCCUAUACAUAGCUGACGAGGAUUCUAAAGAAGGAGACGAAUAUCUAUCACUGGCAGAAGCGGGGAUGAUGAACAAGAAAGAUGAAACAAAGGCUGAAGAUGGCAAUGUUGAGAGGAACGAAAGGAAGAGCCUUCUGGAAGUAUUCAUCCUACUGCUUGGGCAUUGACCAGGCGAGAGGUGAAAACGCACGCAUCACCGUGGUUUCUAGCUUAAGCUGCCUCUAAAAUAUUUUUCGGCUUAAGCUGCUCCUAACCUCUCCUUUGUUUAACCCACGGCUUUUGGUGUGUUUUAAGUUUUUUCUUGAACUCCCUAGUAUAACUAGAAUCUUCUGUAGUAGACUUUGACUUUAAUCGGUAUUUUUACUGUUUCAUGAACUUGUUGGUAAUGGUAAGUGAAAGGAAUGGGUAAAAAAUGAAUAUUUUGGACAAA